CCAACGACUUCUUGCUACAGAACGAAACCACGAAGCAUCGCUCUCCCUUCUCUCCAAUUUCAUCAUCAGAAUCAAAAUUCUAUCUUCCCAUUUCAAGAAACCUUGUGUUUACUCGAAAAUGCGCGAUCCUUUUGAUACUCAACCGAAUCUCGUCCAAUCGAGCCGCCACUCCCCCGGCGAAUUUGCGCCUCCGGCGACGGCGGCGAUGCAACCGGGGACUGUAUUCACGGUCGGAAACGGCGAUGCUGGAUUUUGGAACCCUAGCUCGGAUUCAUCGAUCAGGCAUCAUUUGCAAAGGGAAUCUGAUAGAAAAGACAGAAUUGAAGAGAAUAAUUUGGCGAUGGAUCCAGAGCUCACGGAACUUCAAACGAGGUCACGGUUACAAGAAGAGGAAAUUAUGAUGCUUCGUAAACAAAUUGCUGAUGCAUGUGAACAAGAGCUACAGCUUUUGAAGGAAAAACAUGUGUUAGAGAGGCGGCUAUCUGAUUUACGAAUGGCACUCGAUGAAAAACAGGAAGAUGCCAUAGAGGAUGUUUUGAAGGACCUCAGCCACAGAAAAGUGUGUAUCCAAAAAAACAUGAGGCUGGCUCAUGAUUUACAAGUUGCAGAGGAGGAGGCAUAUGUUUUCACUUCUUCAUUGCUGAGCUUAUUAGCCGAAUAUAAUAUUCGCCUCCCUUUGUUGAAUGCCUCGGCAAUUACUAGUAGUACAAAGCGUCUAUAUCAGAAUUUGGAUUGGAAAAUCAGAUCUUUCGAUGCUAGUUUGGAUCAGGGGCAGCGCCUAUUAGGAAAUCAGCCCGGUGAUUUAAUAGCAAAUAUUGAUCGACAGCCUCCAAAAUUUUCGCAAAUUCAACUAUCGCAACCUCACCUGGAUUCAGGAAUGAGAAAUUUACACCAAUACAAUCAUCAUCCAGUCAAUCUCCAUGUAGAGUCGGCACCUGAUCAAUCAAGACUUACCGGAAACUAUGACAUGAUGGAUAUGAAGGGAGUAAAAGCUGGUACAAACCCUGAUUUGCAGUAUAGGGAGUUUCCUUCAAACACCUAUAGGGGACCUGGAGGUAAUGCUGUUCCUAAUUUCCGAGAGGAUAGCAACUCUGAUGCCGUAAACAGAAGAGAAGCAGCUGAACCCCAGUUUUAUAUCCCCACACCACAUGAAGGACAAACAUCUCCUGGUUCAGAAGGUGAGGUAUCUUUACCCGGUAUUGAGGGAUUUCAAAUCAUUGGUGAUGCUAAACCAGGAAAUACUCUGAGAGCAUGUGGCUUUCCCACAAAUGGAACAUCCCUUUGCAUCUUCCAGUGGGUUCGUCACUUUGAAAAUGGAACCAGGCAGUCAAUAGAAGGAGCCACGGUGCCAGAUUACGUCGUAACUGCCGAUGAUGUUGACACCUUUCUUGCUGUGGACUGCACACCAAUGGAUGACAGUGGUCGUCAGGGGGAACUGGUUCGUCUUUUUGCCAACAAUCAGAACAAAAUAACAUGUGAUCCUGACGUGCAGCACGAGAUUGGCACUUUUAUUUCUGCAGGGAGAGCAGUAUUUACAGUUUUCUUGUUGAUGGAUUCUUCAGAGUCAUGGGAGCAGGCGCUUCUUAUUCUGAAACAAACUGGCUAUCAAAUUAGAGUCAACAGUACGGACCAAGUGAUAAUGGAGGAAAAAUAUUCACCUGACUUCUAUGUCAAAGUUCCAAAUGGACAGUCAACCCAAUUUGUGUUAAUGUGCUCCGACGGAUCGAUUCUACCGUUCAGCACAAGCAGAACAGUGCAAGCAUACAACACAGAUGAUAUUCGAUUACGGGAUAUUAUUGUGUUGACCUUGAGACACUUCCAGGCCAAGGCUGUAGAUGGUAAAAGGAAAGGGAAAGCAUAGAAAAAUUCCUUCACAACAUAUUUUUCCAAGAUUUUUUUUGGAUAUUUCAUUUUUGUAGAAACGUUCCUGUGAGCAAUGUAUUAUUUAUCACGUAUUUAUACUUGUGUAAAUAGUUUUCUUGUCUCAAUAAGAGCAAUAUAUGUAAUAUUUUCUUUUCCUGGCUGAAUUCAAAGAGUUUUGUAAUAUACCUUAGCCAAAAUUGUGUAAACAUAUUCAUCUGUCCAAUCUCCAUCAUCCAUCAACAAAAAAAGUCUGCAUGGUAAUAUUAUCGAUUUCGUGGAACGUUUGUUUUA
Molecule: messenger RNA, 2154 nt
Organism: Asparagus officinalis (garden asparagus)
Lineage: Eukaryota; Viridiplantae; Streptophyta; Magnoliopsida; Asparagales; Asparagaceae
Exons: 19
Coding region: 119-1861 (580 amino acids)
Cellular component (GO): plasma membrane
Source: RefSeq, a predicted model, not a curated record